Molecule: messenger RNA, 2566 nt
Organism: Gaeumannomyces tritici R3-111a-1
Lineage: Eukaryota; Fungi; Ascomycota; Sordariomycetes; Magnaporthales; Magnaporthaceae
Exons: 2
Coding region: 97-2361 (754 amino acids)
Source: RefSeq, a predicted model, not a curated record
AUAGCCGUCUACCCUUUCGGCAUCCGCUCUCUAACCCCCUUUUGAGCCCGCCCAUCCAUUCCUUCAACUUGGUUCAUCAUCAAAACAGCCGCAACCAUGCCCUGGAUCACCACCUCGUCGUCGUCCUCGCCGGAGCAGCAGCCGCUGCACUCGCCGCGCGGCCACCACCCGGCCUCGUCGCCGUCGCCGCCCGUGACCUACAUCCCGCCCCUGAUCGACGGCGCGUGCGGCACGGUCCCGCACGCCCAGCGCCCUCCCGCCCGCGCCCUCGAGGCCGACGCCCGCGCCCUGCUCUGGCUGCUGCCGGACCUGGCCCUCACGGCCUGGGACGCCGUCGUCAACGGCGGCGACGGCUACCCCCAGGCCCUCUCCGCCAGGGCCGCCCCCGCCCCGCCGGCCACGUCGCUCUCCGGCAGCGGCGGCAAGCUCAAGGGCUUCGCGGCCCGGGCGGCGACCAUGGCCGCCAUGGCGGUCGGGUCGCGCUGGCCGGCCGCGGCGCAGGUGCCGUGGCGGUACGCGGCCGACGUGGGCCUGCAGCUGGCCGUGGGCGUGGUGGAGCUGUACAUCAUCAUGCUGGCCCUGCCCAUCUGGCUCUUCCUCCCCGGCUUCGUCUUCUCCGUCUGGAGCCUCUGCUCCGCCGCCGCCGUCUGGUGCCUGUGCCGCCUGCUCAACUCGUCGGGCCCCGUCGUGCGCCACCCGGGCCCGGCGGCCGACGGCGGCGGUGGCGGUAGCUGGAUGAUGGGGCCCGACGGCGAGGACGAGCGCUGGUUCUUUGUUGGGGGCAUGGGUGUGAGCUCCCGCACCAUCACGGGCUCGACCCUCCCCCGCCUGGCCAAGCUCUUCAACCGGCCCAUCACGGCCAUCGUAGAGCCGACGUACGGCCUGGCCGUAGACCUGGCCCUUCUCCUGGCCGAGCGGGCCGGCGUGCCGCUGCCCCUCGGGCUCGGGCUCGGCGGCGGCGGCGGCGGCGGUGGCGACACGCAGCGCCUCCUGUACGCGCAGGCGCGCGCGGCGCUGCAGGACCCCUCAGCCAAGCGCGUCGUCAUCCUAGCCCACAACCGCGGCAGCCUGGCGGCGUCGCGCGUCCUCAGCCGCCUAUGCGCCGACCUGCCGCACGCCCGCCUGUCGCGCCUCGAGGUCUACACCUUCGGCGCCGCCGCCGACGAGUUUGUCGUGCCGCUCGGUGGCGGGCGCGACGGCGGCUCCACCUCUCCUGCUGCUGCCACCAACAACAACGGUACAAACGGCACAAACGGCAGCGUGCUGCCGCAGUCGGCCGCAGAGUUCAUGGCGCGCCGCGGCGGGCCGCACAUCGAGCACUUUGCGCACGCGCGGGACCCGUUUGCGCGCCUGGGCGUGCUGCGCAGCGUGCGCGAGGACCUGUCGGGCCGCUUCUGCGGCGGCGUCUUCGUCAUCAACGCACCCGGCGUCAGCCCCAUGACGGCCGCCGUUGCGGCCCGCAUGGGCAUCAACGGCAGCGGCGGUCGUAACGGCGCUGCUGCUGCCGCCGCCGCCGCCGCCACGACCAACGGCAGCAGCGCCAGCGCCAGCCGCCUCUACAACCAGUACCAGUACCAGGGUCCCCACCAGCCACCCAACGGCGCCAUGAUGAGCCCAGGAGGGAGCAGCAACAGCAACAGCAGCAGCUACGGCGGGGAGGACCGGUCCCCGCUGCUGGGCGGGCUGCUGCCGGCGGCGCCGCCCGUGGUCAGCCUCGACGACUACCUGGCCGCCAUGUUCCCGGAGCAGGUGCCGACGCUGGCCAACUGCGGGCGCGCCAGCGUCAUGGAGAGCACCGUGGUCGUGGACCGCGACGUGGCCGAGCGCCGCGAGCAGGGCGCCAUCGCCUCCGACGCCCUGGCCAACAAGCACGCCGAAAGCGUGGCCGCUGUCGGCAGGCGGAGCGGCGGCGGCGGCGGCGGCGGUGCGGCCAGGAACGGAGGAGUGUCCGGCCUGGGACUACACGCCGCCGCCGCCAUCGUCAAGGGCGGCGGCGGCGGCGGCCCGUCCGACAUGUCGGUCGGCAACUCGUCCUCGGCGGCGGCGGCUGCUGCGGUGGCGGUCAAUGGCGGCGGCGGCAACAGCAGCAGUAGUAGCAGCAGCAGCCACGGCAGUGGGGGUGGCAGUAAGCGCCUCAGCUGGACGGGUCUGGGGGCCAAGGUGGCGGGCGGCAGCGAGGACGGCCUGUUCGGGCUCAAGAUGGCGCGCAAGAUGUGCGAGGAGUGCAAGGGCCACCGCGGCCGCGAGCUCAGCCGCCUGUGUCACUACGUCAGCUCCGGGGCCGUCAUGAGCGUCGGCGGCGGGUACGGAAUGGAGGAUGUGCGGGAGGAGGACGUCAUUUCGAGCAGGGUGGGUUCGUGAAACGGCUGUAGAGUGCCCGUGGUGUGGGGGUUUGCAAGGCUCGCCUGAUGAUACGUUGUUUCCGUGGUCAUUCCCUCGUUUCUGUAUUUUGUUUUCCUCAAGUAAUAUCUAGUUGUCAAUGCCUGUCCAGCGCCACCUUACUGGUAGCAUUGGAGAAACAAGUCAUCUUGAUCCCCGCCGCUGACUGUUGUGACCAUGCUUCCUU